CAUGACUUGUGAUAAAUCUUAUGAGCGAAAUACGUAAAGGCUGGGAAAAAGACGUCCUCUCAGAAGAAUAAAAGCCCUGCAUUGAAUCGCAACAGCAGAACGCCCCCAAUGCUGAGUUACAGUGCCGUUGUAGUGCCUCUUGUCCUCUCUUAUGUUCUUUAUCUAGCAGUCUACCGUUUAGUCUUCCAUCGUCUCAAGUCAUUUCCAGGGCCACGUUUAGCGGCGCUGACAGGCUGGUACCAGACAUAUUAUGAGGUAUUCUGCGACGGUCUAUUCGUCCAGAAACUCGAGGAACUCCACAAAAUAUAUGGACCCGUCGUUCGCAUCAAUCCAAAUGAACUACACUUCAGCAACCCGCAAGCAUACUUUUCCAUCUACACGUCGCAAGUCAAAUUCAUCAAAGACCCAAACUUCUACUUCUGCUUCGCCCAAGACGAAUCCUCAUUCGGGUUUACUGAUCUAGCCGUCGCAAAGAAACGAAGAGACGUGCUCUUGCCUUUCUUCUCUCGUCGAUCGAUCCUUCAACUUGAAGGCAUUGUCCAAUCCAAGGUCGACACGCUCCUUUUCCGCCUCCGCCAGGAUUACACCGGCAAGCCUGUGAAUCUGUACGCUGCCUUCAAAUCCCUCACUAUGGACAUCAUUACCGCCUUCAGCUACUCCCAUUCAUUCGACGCCCUCCUCUCCCCAGACUUCUCUCACCCAAUCCUUCUCAGCCUUGAAAGAGCCAUGCCUAUGAUGACUACCAUCCGCCACUUUCCCAUCCUCCAACUGCUCUACCGCCUCCCUGAGUCGGUCACGCACCAUCUCGACCCCGAUACCAUCGGUUUCGUCCAACUGCGACACGCGCUUUCUGCGCAGAUCGAAGGGAUACUCAAAAACCCUUCGUCACUCGAUGGUAUGCACGAGACUAUUUAUCAUAGCCUGCUAUCUCCAGAGAAAUUCAAAUCGGGCGAGAUACCAUCCAAGAAAUCUCUAUCGGAUGAGGCUCAGAAUUUACUCUUCGGUGGAACUGAUACAACAGGUAAUACGAUGACGAUCGGCUUCUUCCACAUCAUGCAAAACCCGGACAUACAUUCCAAAUUGAUGACAGAAUUACUCGACGUUUGGCCCAGCAAGGAAUCGUGCGUCUCCUACCAAGUCUUAGAGAAACUACCGUACUUGACCGCGGUCAUCAAAGAAUCCUUACGGAUCAGUAACGGUGUUCCAGUCGCAAAACCACGCCUCGUGGACUCUCCGACCGUCAUCGAGGGCGUCCUCGUUCCCGCUGGAACCAGCGUCGGUAUCGGCAGCACGUUUAUCCUCAUGAACGAGGACAUCUUCCCUGAUCCGCAUUGCUUCAACCCAGAAAGAUGGCUCCAAGGUGGGGCUGCCCUCGACAAGUACCUGAUAUCGUUCUCGAGAGGUCCUCGAGCUUGUCUGGGUAUCAAUCUGGCAUGGUGUGAACUCUAUAUCCUCUUUGCCAACCUACUUCGGAAAUUUGAUUUAAAGAAUCAUGAGACGAAGCAUGUCAACUUCCGGUAUCACUUCUUACCCGCGUUUCGUGACAAGCAUUUGCAUGCCAUCGUCGCUGAGCGAGAAUAAUUUUAGUUCCCAGAUAUUAACGAUAGAAUAUGAUGGCUCUUUGAUCGUGACUCGUUCCGAACAAGUUAUCGGUGCACGGUUGUCAUUGCAUAUCAGGUUCUUUUUCUAUAAGCAUACUUACAAGAACGAAAUACUACACAGGACUGGUUCCUGCUGAAAGCGUUUCAAACGUACAACUCUUAAGUAAUGAUCAGUGGCUCUCGAACACGAUAGGAUUUUGGCAUCAUCAAAUUUACUGUUGCAGAAGAAAUAGCGUCUCUGGUGUUCUACCUACUGAACCGUCGUCAAACCAUACCACUACUUUCAAUGUUGUUGCACUGAG
Messenger RNA from Guyanagaster necrorhizus, 1903 nucleotides. Its product is annotated as cytochrome P450. Lineage: Eukaryota; Fungi; Basidiomycota; Agaricomycetes; Agaricales; Physalacriaceae. The record is from RefSeq and is a predicted model, not a curated record. Bases 109 to 1581 code for a protein of 490 amino acids. Gene Ontology annotation, molecular function: iron ion binding; oxidoreductase activity, acting on paired donors, with incorporation or reduction of molecular oxygen; heme binding. The transcript is spliced from 10 exons.